Capronia coronata CBS 617.96 is the source of this 1809-nucleotide messenger RNA. RefSeq lists its product as uncharacterized. The transcript has a single exon. The record is from RefSeq and is a predicted model, not a curated record. Lineage: Eukaryota; Fungi; Ascomycota; Eurotiomycetes; Chaetothyriales; Herpotrichiellaceae. The coding region runs from base 1 to 1809 and encodes 602 amino acids.
AUGCAUCUGCUAGACAUCCCCAACAAGCAUGUUGCAGCAUUAGCCAGCAUCCUACAGUUCCGACCCGACGAAAGCGCAGCAGUCCGCUCCAAACGCAUCAGCAAAGAUGCCAAAGCGCUCCCAUCCCUACUCCGCCCCAGUCGGCUGGAACGAAUGCUCCUCCCUCCGCUAGGACACCUCUGCAAGAUACACAAGAACCUGGACUUUUCCGCGGUCCAAGUGGUAUUGCAACAUAUGCAGCUCGAGGUCGGCGAGCGGCUCAACAACCUCGUCUGGAAAGGCGAACUGCUGGACCGUGAGCAGCUCAGCCGCGUGACAAGACUGAGGUCGUUGCAUGCCCUGUGGCUCCCGCCAGCGGAAUAUGAAAUGACCUUCUUGGCUUCGACGCGCGACUUGAGAUGGCGGUACCAGCAGGACCAAUGCGAGGCAUGUAUUGUCUCUCACAUCACCAGCGAUUUGGAGGUCUUGUUGGAUCUUCGAUGCGCAGUUCGGUCGCGGGCGACGAGCAAAUUGCUGGCCAAGCAUGGCGAUCCAAGACUCCUGGUGUGGGUGCAUGCGUGGGUCGAUAUUCUGGUGCAGCAUCUCAUGGACAAGACGGGCCAGAAGAUUGAUGUCGAUGUACUCAUUGCGCAGAAUGAGGUGGAAGCGUUGCGCUUGAUGCGGCGCAGAACUAAGAUCCAUGCUCUCAGAAAGAAGACGUUCAAGAAGUUGGCCAAGGCAGACCCGAAGGGUGGAGUUGAUGGGGAGAAGAAUAUACGACAGAGAGGCGUUGAUGUUGAUGCAGGAGACGAAGACGAAGAAGAAGACGACAUGGAUGAUGCUGAUCAGGCGGAGCUCGAUAUCAUCAAUGCUUACGCCUCUUUGAGAAGCAAGUCGAUCCUAUCGGUCCUCCCAAACCGACAUUCUCUGUCUCAGCCGGAAGAUAUCACUGUCACUGCUUCACAUUCACAUUCACAUUCGAUAUCGGCAGACCCGGCCACGAAAGGUGCCAGCCCGUACCCACAACCUCGUCGACAACUCGCCCAAGAGUCCUUCUACAGCAUCGACACUAUCGUCAACGGCAACGUCAACGCGCCGGCACCGGCAGUCACUUCCGACGGUCUAGGAGGCACCGACGAGGUGUCUGCUCACGGCCUCAGACCCGCAGAGGAUGUCUACGUGCCUCCUCGGCAAGCAUGGAAGCGACCGCAGCCACAAACACAGUCAACCGCCUCGCGAACUAAGAAGUUUCCUCAACCUUCUAUGCUGCCAGCUGGGUCUCGGGAGUCAUGGGAGAUAAUGCCUCCAAUGGAGAGCUCGUCCACCGUUUUUCCGUCAACGGCGACGUCACAUCCUCCAACCAAACCCAGAGGGAAGCAGUCACAUCAGGACCCGGGAGUGUCAACGUACCAACUACCGCGACACUCGAUCAGUGCCUCUAUCCCUCGUCACCGCGAUGGCCAGAAACAACCUUGUCCAGCAGAUACUUAUGUGAACCUUCUUGAUCCGACACCCUUCCAGGCCGGCCAGCCUUUGAAAAUGAAUCAAACAUCGAACAGACCCUACGGUGGUCUAGACUUGUGCAAUAGUAUCUACGGAUCUGAAUCGGACAUGUACACUGUUCAAACACCGAUUCCCGACUCGUGUGCUCGGCCUUCACCAAACCCGACAAAUCUUGCAGACGAAACUAAGGUGGAGGCCGUUCCUAUAUACAAGGCCCCCAACGCUUCUGUGUCUAGUACGACUGUCAGCACUAUCUGGGGCGGAAUGUAUGCGAGUGGGAUGGUGUAUCGGGAAGAUCUGGGUUGGUUUUAUGUCGAAGGGAAGUAG